Molecule: messenger RNA, 447 nt
Organism: Symbiodinium natans
Lineage: Eukaryota; Dinophyceae; Suessiales; Symbiodiniaceae
Source: the annotation of a GenBank genome assembly
AUGGACACUGACCAGCUUGAUGGCCUAGCAGCCCUGCUUGCACAAGGAGAAGAAGCCCACCAGCUUGCGAGGCGCUUCGGAUCUGUGGCCAGCUCACCUCCGCAGCUGGGGCCCGAAACUUCGUGCAGCAGUUGCAUCGAGGACUUUGACGUAAGCACCCGAGACCGCUGGGAUGACGAUGCCGAGAAUUGUUCUAUUUGCAGUGCACCACUGGGCCGUCGCCGUCUGCGGCCGCGGCACCACUGUCGCAUCUGUGGCCGCUGUGUUUGCGCUUCCUGCUCUCCCAACCUUGUGCUGAUGCCUGGCUCCGGGAGGGAGCUACAACGCGCGUGUACGCCGUGCAUGGCCGUUGCCCCUCGGUUCUUUAGGCAUGUCAGGGUUUGCAGCCUUGCUUGCAGCGCUUUGAACAGGCGGGAUGGUUCCAGUUUCGUGCUGGCCCCUUGCUAG